Molecule: messenger RNA, 1205 nt
Organism: Prunus mume (Japanese apricot)
Lineage: Eukaryota; Viridiplantae; Streptophyta; Magnoliopsida; Rosales; Rosaceae
Source: RefSeq, a predicted model, not a curated record
GAUGAUCUGGACGUCACGCUUCUUCUACUCUCUCUCUCCAACCUCUUCAAGAAAAUUAAUAAAGUUAAAAUAUUUGCUCAAAAUUCAAGGUGGGCCUGUUGAUUUUCCAGUCUUAGAGAGAGAGAGAAUUGAUGGUAUAUAAUACUAUAUUACGAUCAAAAGGUCAAAGGGACUUGGUAUUUAUCCUCUUAAAGGUUCUCGGGUUAGGGUUUGUUGGGCUAUUCCUUCAAUUUUAGCUUCUGGGUUUGCUUAAUUUGUGGAAAUUCAGUGUCUUGAGUUCUGAUUCUUCAUCUACUUUGGUGGAGUUGGCCUUGGUUUUACUUCAAACUUGGCGGCUUGUUCAUACAGUCUCUACUAUUGUUAAUUUUUUGAAGGGGGUUGUUCAAGGGUCUCUUUGGCUUUGGGAUCAGGUGGUUCUGGUGGUUUGUGGUGGUGGUGGUGGUGGUGAUGAUGAUGUUGAUCCAUGGGCAGUAGAACAGUUAAAACUGGUGCAAAUGACGGUAAUAAAGUCGUGACUGAGAUGCCGAGCUUUGUUCCUCCAGUACCCACUUCCAAUCCCACUGGUACAGAGGGGAGCACCAUUCGUUCAUCUCGAAUUUCAGACUUUGGAACUCUAGAGCAAACUCUUGGUUUUCGCAUAGAGGAUGCUGUUGACAUUGGGAGAAGUCCUGUAUUUAAUCAAAAUAAAUUAAGUAGCCAGGCACUGGGGAGUAGUGAUGCCCAAUUUGGCUCUUUAAAUAAGCUGUUGCCACUGCAAAAAGAGGCACAACAAAAUUUGCCUUCUGUAUCUCGUAGCAAUCACGAGAACUGGGGGGAGUCCAGUAUGGCAGAUGGAAGCCCUAGGACUGAUACUUCAACAGAUGACACAGAAGAUAAAAAUCAGAGGACUGAACUGAAUCAAAUGACUGGUCUUCUAGUUUCUGAUUCGAGUGACAGGUCAAAAGAUAAACCUGGUGAUCAAAAGACAUUGCGAAGACUUGCUCAAAAUCGUGAAGCCGCCAGGAAAAGCAGAUUAAGAAAAAAAGCAUAUGUACAACAGCUUGAGAGUAGCCGGCUGAAAUUAACCCAGCUUGAGCAAGAGCUUCAGCGUGCCCGCCAGCAGGGAAUAUUCAUUUCAAGCUCUGGAGAUCAAUCUCAUUCGAUGAGUGGAAAUGGUAUUUGAACUUAUUAAUCUCAUCUGCUGAUUCUUACUUUUUCCUGGACUU